This is a messenger RNA of Plodia interpunctella (Indianmeal moth), 2144 nucleotides long. RefSeq names its product facilitated trehalose transporter Tret1-like. Gene Ontology annotation, molecular function: transmembrane transporter activity. Bases 173 to 1615 code for a protein of 480 amino acids. Gene Ontology annotation, biological process: transmembrane transport. Lineage: Eukaryota; Metazoa; Arthropoda; Insecta; Lepidoptera; Pyralidae. The record is from RefSeq and is a predicted model, not a curated record. The transcript is spliced from 8 exons. Gene Ontology annotation, cellular component: membrane.
CAGUUCACUUCACACUUGUUUUUUAGUAUCGUUUCAGAAUUCCUACAAUGAGGUAGCGAAGUGUGGUUGAAACGGUCGAUUUUGUUAUCUAUAGCUAAAAAUACAUUUAAAUGAAAUCAAAAAAGGUCGUUCACCUACUUUGUUUAUUUGCCUUUGUGUUUUUAAAUAGAUAAUGAGUGCUAAAGUUACCAGGAAAGUGCAAUACUUGGCGGGAUUUUGCGCAUCCCUCACGUUCACGUUCACCGGUGCUACGAUAUCGUGGACCUCCCCAGCAAUCCCUAAGUUCAAAAGCGGUGAAGCUAACCUUGUUAUAACCGAUGCCCAAACAUCAUGGGUCGUGUCGCUGUUGUCAGUGGGCGCGCUGCUCGGCUGUUACAUGGGCCAAGUUCUCAACGAUAAAGUUGGUCGUCGACGUACAAUGCUAAUUUCUUCGGGACCGGGACUUUUAGGUGGCUGUAUUAUUUUAUUUACAAAAUGGCCAGAAUUGAUGUAUGCGGCGCGUUUUAUGUUUGGAAUGACUACAGGAACUGUUGCUGUGCCUGAUACAUUACAGGUUGCAAUGAUAUACGUGACAGAAAUAGCAGACAAAGAAAUAAGAGCGUCCCUCGGGAUGCUGAUUCAAGUUAUGAACAACUUGGGUUGCCUCCUCAUAUAUGGGAUAGGCCCGUUCGUCUCCUAUACAGCACUGAACUCGAUCAUCGUGACGAUACCCAUAGUCUAUGGCCUUUGUUGUCUAUGGAUACCUGAGUCCCCGUACUAUCACCUCAAAGAUAGUAGGACGGAUGAAGCAAGAAAGGUUUUUAUUUAUCUAAAAGGGCGCAGGGAUGAAAAGUGGGUAGAUGACCAAUUGGCGAUUAUGCGCGCGCAUGUAAUAUCAAGUAUGGAAAACAAAACGACCGCUAAGGAACUCCUCACUAACAUGAGAUAUAGGAAAACUAUCUACAUUGUCGUGGGUUUGAAGAUCCUACAGUACAUGACUGGUGUACUAGUAAUACAGUCAUAUUUGGAAGUGAUAUUCAGACAGAGCGUGUCUAUAUCAGGCCCCCAUGUUAGCAUAGUCUAUGGAUUUGUCCAACUUUCUGCCGGUAUUGGAGCAACAUUCCUUACGCGAUGGUUCGGACGCCGAAUACUGCUGAUGUUGUCGUCCCUCGGCGUCUCAUUGGCCAUGACUGCAAUCGGCCUUUACUUCUUCCUACAAGACUCUGUGGGAGUGAGCCAGGAAAUCAUGUCGUCCUUGUCACCUCUGCCACUAGUUGGCUUGUUUGUUUUUAACAUUGCUUAUUCGUGUGGAGUGGGGAACCUGCCUUACGUGAUGCAGGCGGAAUUGUUCCCUGUAAAUGUGAAAGCUGUGGCGAGCAGCUUAGCCACGAUGCUAGCUUGCGUGUUGAGUUUCUUGGUAACCAAAUGUUAUCAAAAUUUGAAAGAUAUGUUUGGACAUUACACCGUUUUCUGGAGUUUCGCUGUUAUAGGGUAUUUAGGUAUUUUAUUCGUGUAUUACUUUGUACCCGAGACGAAGGGCAAGACGUUAGAGGAGGUUCAAGAUAAUAUGCAAGCAAGGCCUGCUGAGGAGCAGGCUUUAAGAAAUGGUGAAAAUGCCGUCCAAGAUGUUAAUUAAAUUAUAUUGAACAGUAAAGAAAAUAUUUAUACAUAUUAGGUUAUGCAUGUAAUUUACACUUCGCAAUAUUCAUCAAAUCAGUAUAAAAGGCUGACAACUGAACAAAUAAUAUUAUUGAACAAAUAAAUCUACGUUAUUUGAAAUCAAGUGUUGUGCAUUUGCCAAAAUCAUAUAAAUUAUAUUUAUUUUUGGCUAAAACUUAGUUGUCAGUUUUGAAUAAUUUGUAAAGUAUUACCAUUGAAGCAUGAAAUCAAUGUGUGCCGGCUGUGUUUAUGUAACUUAACUAUUAAUUAGUGUUUUUUAUAAUAAUAAGUUGUAAUGCCAAAGUUUAUAAAUCAAAUUACUAACUAAUAUAAGCAAAGAGAGUAAGAUAAGAACUAUCAGUAGGCAUAGGUAAAUAUAUUAUUUUCAUAUCAGAACGAUAUUUACAAUACCUCAGUAAACAAGACACAUUAUAAAUUAAACAAGAUAUGUGACAAUAAAAUUGUAUUCUGAUGAAUAAAAAUAUAUAUAACAUGUGUUACAUUCA